This is a messenger RNA of Megalopta genalis, 2541 nucleotides long. The record is from RefSeq and is a predicted model, not a curated record. NCBI's taxonomy places the organism in Eukaryota, Metazoa, Arthropoda, Insecta, Hymenoptera, Halictidae.
CCUUCCAUUCCAAACGUCUAUAUCGAAUGAUACGCAGUCACGGUAAGCACCGAAAUCUAACAUCUUCGAAUUGCCAGAAAAAUGGAUCGAAAGGAUGAGGUUCUGCAGAUGCACCUGUUGCGAGACUACCGUUCGUCCAGCACGAGAACUGAACUGCACAAACAGCUUUUGGGCAGUCCGCGGUCAAGGAACAUCAACUUCGUUCGAAUUCUCUUGGAGAAGGGGGACGACGUGAACAGGAUCAAGGAAAAUGCGAAGUAUGCCGCGAUCCACUACGCCACGGAAAAAGGUCACGAGGAUGUUCUACGGGUGCUGCUGGAGAACCCUAUGGUCAAUCCCAAUCUGCAGGCUGCUUCUCAAACCGCUCUACACAUAGCAGUGAGUAACGACAACCUGGUAUGCGCGGCACUAUUACUGGAGAAGGGGGCUAGUCCGAACGUGGUUGACUGCAAAGGUCGGACCCCGCUUCAUAUGGCGGCUAUGAAGGAGCAAAGAGCUAUGGUGGAAUUGAUCUUGGAUAAAGCGACAUUCCCCCCAGACCUGGACAGCUACAAGGAUUACAACAAAGAGACUACGAGGGAUGUUCUAAAGAGGCUGCUACCGGACCUAUUGCUACCUCCUCCCGUAGAUAGACGUCCGGAUGUGAACCUUCUCAAAUACCACCUGACCGCAAACGACGAGAAGAGUUUCCUGGAGUGUCUAAAAAAUAUUUCGAACAAUGCGGAGAUCGAUGCCGAGAAUCUGAUCGCGAUGGCCGCCCAGCGAAACUUCGAGAACGCGAUCUCCGAAUUGUUUGAGAGACGACCUGUCAGUUAUAACUUAGAGAAAGCCGCAGACAUAGCGAUCCAGAAGAACUCGCCGCAUAUUCUCCGUCUCUUACUGAACAACUUCGCUGAUAUGGUCGUCGAGGCUGCGAACAGGCUACUAUUCACCGUUUGUAUCGACCUAGGAAUCCCUGGUAGUGAUGACCCGCAGGACUCGUCGAAUCGCCUCAAAUGUCUCAGAUUGGUCCUCGAGAGGGACCAAGUAAACGUUCGUUGUACCGACGAGAAAGGAAAUACUCCUCUUCACUAUGCGGCAAGAGCUGACAGUCGCGAAGCGACGAUGUUACUGCUGGAAAAGGGGAGCUACAUUGGCCACGUGAACAAAUUCGGUUCGCCAGCAGUCUACGACAUAUCCGCGUCCAUACUGUCUCAAUACUUCGACGACUGCAUCCAAGCCGAUAAAAGAGAACAUACAAACAUCCGUGUAAUCAAGUUCGACUACAGAUGCUUGAAUCCUCACAAUACUGAUCCGGAACAACGCAGACGAGAGAUGAACCUCUUCCAGUAUAUCGCCGGCAACGCCGAUUUGAAACAUCUGCUGAUGCAUCCCCUGCUGUCCUCGUUCAUCUAUCUGAAGUGGCAGAAAAUACGCCUCGUCCUCCGUGCGAGCUUCGCUUUCCAUUUGCUUCUCUACGUUCUACUGAACGCAUAUAUCAUUGGUGCAGCGGGGACAAGAACAUUCACAAAAUCUGACAAUCAAAUUUCCGAAGCGUUACCAGAGAUACCACCCGCUGUUAUUAUUUUCAGAACACUUGCCAGCAUUGUCCUGUCAAUACUUGCGUUUUGGAAGCUGUUCCAGCUAGUCACGUCGCCGUGCUGUUACUUAUCGAAUUUUGGGAACUGGUGCGAACUGGUGUUGGUGGUUCUUGAGUUCCUAGUAUUAUACGACGUGGGCCCUGAUAGCAUGGCUGCUCUAGUGACACUGCUGUCCACUUGGCACUUGGUGGUCAUGAUGAGCCAGUACUCCUGGCUGUCCGCGGACAUUGAAAUAUUCAAGACGGUAUCCUGGAAGUUUCUGCGGUUCUUGGCCGUCUACGCGCUCCUCAUUUUCGCGUUCGCGUUAGCCUUUUUCGUCCUGUUUCAGCAAAACGAGAAUUUCCUGGACCUUGGUCAGUCAAUGUUUAAAACCAUUAUCAUGCUUACCGGCGAAUUCGAUGCAGACGAAAUACCAUUCAAAUCUUAUCCAUACAUGAGCCAUCUGGUUUUCGUCUUGUUCGUCUUUCUGAUCGCCAUAGUACUGCUCAAUCUUCUAAAUGGUCUGGCGGUGAACGACACAACCGAGAUUCUCGGCAAGGCCGAGUUGAUUCGCCUGAUUUCCAGGGUCAGGUUGAUUUCUUACGUUGAAAAUACAAUAAUCAACACGGACUACGAUCACGCACCGCAUUGCCGGCUAUCGAAUUGCUGUCUUCAUAACUGGCAGUGCAAUCCUCUCGUUUUCUUGGCGCCCAAGGUCCUUAUGUUCCCGAGGCAUUUAAAUAAUGGUACGCUCAGUAUUGAGCCUUACAAUAACUCCAAGAUGGACUCCGGUAUUAUCAAACGAGCUAGGGAGAUUCUUUCAAGGAAAGAUCGGGAAUCGGACAGUGAAAGGAUCAUCGGUGAAUUAGAAAAAGUGAAAAAAAGUCUGGCUUUGAUCGAUGUUUCGCUGAAGACCCCAAGGCCGGGCCUCGACAACAAUAAUAGAAAAUGUGAUGAAGACCCCAGGGUGUCCCACAAUUAU